AAGUUUCUAAACAAUCUAAUGCACAAGAGUGUGUUCUCGUAAAUGGACCGACUUACAUUACUUCUUUUCCUAAGCUGUGUCAAUGCGAGACUAUUUUGCGAGAAAACAAAAGUGCCACUUGAAAUGGGUAAGUGGCAUCAUCGUUUACAACAUAUGGAUUCGGCCGUCGUCGAAAAUCGCCCUGUUUCAAUACAUGAGGGGCAGAUAUAUGUAUAUGAAAAUACAUUUCCUGGUUUUAUAAUUAAUUAUAUUCAUGUGGACAAUGUCGCAAUAAGAUCGUGUGGUGCAAGUGCCACGAUAAAGAAGGGCGGCGUUGGGACAUCAUCCGUGCUAAUAGUGCUACACGCAGCUACCAACGAAGAGAUUCGGUCGGUCGUCGAUAUAUGGGGAACAAAAACCUUUGAAAGAACCACCAGAAAGAUCUUCGUGGAUGAAAAUAUUGGAAACUUAAAGUCUUUGUACCUUUUUAAAGAAUUAAGAACAGUAAAUCAUAAUAAAGGAUAUUAGUAAGGGUUACAUAACUAUGUCAUCAAGACUCAAGAACAAGAAGUUUUCAUAGUAAAUUAAUAUUGUAGGCGCCAAGCAACGACUUCAUGCUUGGACUCCAAGGACGACCUUUAGCGUACAGGAACACUGAAGGUCUAUAAAAUAUUUUUUAAAUUAAAAACGGAUUAAUAAAAUUACGGAGUCACUUUAUUUUUUAUUACAAUUUAUUACCUAACAAAAAUCAGAUACAAUCAUGAUACCUACGAUAUAAUAAUAUUAUACAUCGUUUGUUUCAAAUAAAAUGGCUUAAAUUACAACUAACAAAACAAUAUAGAUACAUAACCAAAUUUUCUAACAUUGCAGUUUUGUUAUGCAUUUGAAAAUACACGAUUGACUAGAUUAAAAGAAUUUUCUUAAACACUUUAGUGAUUUUCAUAAAGUUGCGACUGACACAAAUACUUUUAAAUAUGUUAUAA
Messenger RNA from Maniola jurtina (meadow brown), 962 nucleotides. RefSeq lists its product as uncharacterized. The record is from RefSeq and is a predicted model, not a curated record. The transcript has 2 exons. The coding region runs from base 43 to 507 and encodes 154 amino acids. NCBI's taxonomy places the organism in Eukaryota, Metazoa, Arthropoda, Insecta, Lepidoptera, Nymphalidae.